UGCAACUCUAAUUCUAGCCACAAUUUCCUCAUUCAAGAGCGCGCAUGCCAAAUUUUGGUCUCAAGUAUUUCAUUUUGCAGCAGAGAGUUAUCCACUUGUAUCGUCAUGCUAUAAGAGCGUCCAAAUAUAUACCUGACCCACGGGCAAGGUCCGAGACCAUUGCCUGGUUUCGCAGCGAAAUCGAGCGCAAUAAAUGGCUGACGGACGUGGCUGUCAUAGAACAAAAAAUUACCAUGGCUCGUCGAGAGAUUCGGCAAAUACUUCCAACAUCACAGCUUCAGGCACUAUAGGCAAUAUCGUCACAAGAGCACUGUUGCGAUGGCAAGGCUCCUAAUUUUUUCAAAGACCGGAGGUUUCUUCGUUGCAAGUUGCAGGAUCAUGCACACAGGAUGAUGAUUCCGAGUCCAGUCAGGACAAGAAAGAUCAGAUACGAACUGUCCACAUUC
This is a messenger RNA of Suillus plorans, 446 nucleotides long. RefSeq lists its product as uncharacterized. The record is from RefSeq and is a predicted model, not a curated record. Lineage: Eukaryota; Fungi; Basidiomycota; Agaricomycetes; Boletales; Suillaceae. Gene Ontology annotation, cellular component: mitochondrion. The transcript has 3 exons. The coding region runs from base 45 to 290 and encodes 81 amino acids.